Molecule: messenger RNA, 1108 nt
Organism: Morus notabilis
Lineage: Eukaryota; Viridiplantae; Streptophyta; Magnoliopsida; Rosales; Moraceae
Product: tRNA-splicing endonuclease subunit Sen2-1
Exons: 3
Coding region: 279-1034 (251 amino acids)
Biological process (GO): tRNA-type intron splice site recognition and cleavage; tRNA splicing, via endonucleolytic cleavage and ligation
Cellular component (GO): tRNA-intron endonuclease complex
Molecular function (GO): nucleic acid binding; tRNA-intron lyase activity
Source: RefSeq, a predicted model, not a curated record
AAAAGUGUCGCUCUCACCUCUAUGAUUCGAAAGUUACUACCGAAGCCCGGACCAAACGCCGUAUCCGGAGCCUUCUUUGCAGCAGAAUCGAUACUUUUCCGUGUCAAUUUAGUUAUCAAACAAUCAAAGGUACGUCACGGUUUGCUCCCCUGAAAAUUGGAUUGUGGAGUUGGAGAAAAGCAGGAUGAAAGUCAAGAUCUUCCGUACUUAGGUCCAAUAGAGCACGGUUAUCUGAAGUUGAACACUUGUAGUAGCUGCUUGAUAGUGUUAUAGGAUCGAUGGGGCCCAGAUGGAAAGGAAAAGGCUCAGCAGCCAAAGCUCUUGGUGAUCCCAUGUCCAAGAUAGUUUCUCAGCUUCAAUCUUCCCUAAUUCAAUCAGACGCUAAGGCCCUGCUUUCUGGUUCCAACAUGCUCCUCGUUACAGACUCUCUUCAAGCUGAUCUCCUCAACCGCGCUUGUUUUGGUGUCCCCAUUACCUCGUCCGAAAAGUACAAGCAAUGGUUUCAACUAGGCAUGGAAGAGGCCUUUUACCUUUCUCAUUCCCUUAAAUGCCUCAAGAUACUCAACAAAGACGAGUGCUUGAUGAAUGAUCAACAGCUAUGGCAGCACAUGAAAUCGAAGAAACCAACAUUCCCUGAUUUUUACAAGGCCUAUUCUCAUCUCCGAGCUAAAAACUGGGUUGUGAUGUCGGGAGUUAGAUACGGUGUUGACUUUGUAGCCUACCGCCAUCAUCCGGCUCUGGUCCAUUCAGAGUUUGCUGUGCUUGUUUUUUCGGAAGGAGAUGGUGUUGCAAAUGAAAGAUUGAGAGUGUGGUCUGAUAUUCAUUGCACCACUAGGCUUUGUAGUGGUGUCGUGAAGACAUUGUUGGUGCUUGAGAUUAAUAAGAAUGGUCAUGAUGUUGAUUCUCCUUCAUGUGUGGAAGAGUACAAUGUUAUUGAGUAUACAAUCACAAGAUGGCUUCCUGAAAGAUGCCGUGAAGAUCAUAAUGUGGUUAAAAGUGAAAGCUGUAAUUGUACAAUAUCUGAGACUGAGUAAAACAAAUAAAGAGUUAUUACGAGUCUUUCCCUUUUUGGUGUACUUGCAAUGCACACUAUUUUUGUUGGGUUAUU